Populus trichocarpa (black cottonwood) is the source of this 1720-nucleotide messenger RNA. RefSeq names its product probable serine/threonine-protein kinase At1g01540. The transcript has 7 exons. Gene Ontology annotation, molecular function: protein kinase activity; ATP binding. The coding region runs from base 87 to 1550 and encodes 487 amino acids. The record is from RefSeq and is a predicted model, not a curated record. Gene Ontology annotation, biological process: protein phosphorylation. Lineage: Eukaryota; Viridiplantae; Streptophyta; Magnoliopsida; Malpighiales; Salicaceae.
CUCUUCUUAUCCCCAAAAAAUCGAAAACAAGAAAUUCUCCAGUUUUCCAUGGACUUCACUCCUUAGCUUCACCACUUUCUCAAAUCAUGUCCUACAACACAUCAUCAAUUGAUACCAAGUUAUCAAAGCACACCUCAUUUUUUGGCAUAAGAUUAUGGGUUCUAAUUCUUGCUUUGAUUGCUGUCUUCACUGUUCUGUUUUUAGUCAUCAUGGCUGCUUGCUUCAUCUGUCUUUGUCGCCGAAAAUCCAAACCUUUCAAUCCCCAUUUAAGGCGCUUAUUGAACCCCAUUUCGAUGAAAGGUUUUCUGAAUUCUUACACUAUUCCAUCCAAGGAUAAAAGGCUUCUGUCGCAUCGGAUUUCGGAGGUUGAAAUGAACAUUGAAAAGUUAGACCAUCAUCAUCAGGUGAUUUUAACUGAUCAAUGUUCUAAUGUGAGCACUGGGCUCACAACUCGAUGGAGUGGUACUGGUGUAGCUGAUUUGGAGCCUACUGCUAGGUACUCUUCUGUGGUUCCUGAUGCAUGGAGGGGAAACCGGAUUGCUUUGAAAGAGAUUGAGGUUGUUACGGAUGGAUUUGCUGACAUGAAUAUGAUUGGAAGUGGAGAUUAUAGUGUUGCGUAUCGGGGCGUGCUGUUGGAUACUACCCGAGUGGCUGUAAAGAGGCUACUGAGUAACAGUUGUCAAGCUGAGGACUUCAUAGCAGAAGCGGAAAUGAUAGGGCAUAUCAGGCACAAGAAUUUAGUCAAAUUGCUUGGAUACUGUAUGGAAGAAGGUUACAGAAUUCUUGUGAGCGAGUACGUUGACAAUGGUAAUCUGCAUCAAUGGCUUUAUGGAUGUCCUGAACAACCCAGCCCUCUAACAUGGGCUAUACGGAUGAACAUCAUCCAAGGAAUAGCUAAAGGAUUAGCCUACCUUCACGAAGAUAUCGAGCCAAAGUUUAUUCAUCAGAACCUAAAAUCUAGCAACAUACUGCUUGAUCACCAGUGGAAUCCCAAGAUAUCUGAUUUUGGGAUUGCUAAACUCUUCGGCCCUCAAUGGAUCGACAUAACAACUCUUGCAAUGGAAACAUCUGGUUAUUUAGCUCAUGAACACGAAUAUACUGGAGUUCUGAGUGAAAAAAGUGACGUUUACAGCUUUGGAAUACUUAUCAUGGAGAUCAUAUGUGCCAGGGCUCCUGUAGAUCACAAUCAGCCUCAGGUAUAUUUGGUUGACUGGUUGAAGUCUAUGGUUGCGAAUAAGCAAAUCAUGUUUGUUGUGGAUCCUAAAUUGCCAGAAAUUCCAUCAUCUAAGGAACUAAAACGAAUACUUUUGCUUGCUCUUCGCUGUGUUGAUCGUGAUAUAAAACAUAGGCCUACAAUGGGGGAUGUGAUCCACAUGCUUGAGCCUCGUGACUUACUGCUUGAUGAUGAUCGUCGAAUUAGGAGAGAUGGCUCAUCUUGUCGAUAUAAACAGCAAGAGAGUCAUAUUGUUACCCAAUUUGGUGUAGGUGAUUUCAGUACACAUGAGAAAGAGAGUAACAUUAAUCUCUAUCAGAAAAUCUUGCCGACAUAAGAAGAUUUUAUUCCGAACAGAUCAUGGAUAAUCUGACUUCUGAGAGGUUUAGACAUCUUCUUUUCAAGUUUUAGUUUACCAGUAGCUGUACAGAUCAAGCUAUGAAAUUUCUGUUCAUCUGUAGUUACUCUCAACAUUAGCUAAAUCAAUAAUUUUCUCCAUUCAGUUCA